Molecule: messenger RNA, 943 nt
Organism: Triticum dicoccoides
Lineage: Eukaryota; Viridiplantae; Streptophyta; Magnoliopsida; Poales; Poaceae
Product: 60S ribosomal protein L28-1-like
Exons: 5
Coding region: 113-706 (197 amino acids)
Biological process (GO): translation
Cellular component (GO): ribosome
Molecular function (GO): structural constituent of ribosome
Source: RefSeq, a predicted model, not a curated record
GCCCCUCCCUCUCCCAUUCUGCCCAGUCCACCCACCCACCCGUGUCUGCGUCCGGCGGCGACGGCGAGGAACCAAGGAAAGGAAAGGGGAUCGCGGAGCAGCAGCAGCAGCCAUGGGCGUGAUGGGCAGGCUCAAGAUCUUCGUCGUCAAGGAGCCCGUCGUCGCCGCCUCCUGCCUCAUCGCCGGAUUCGCCACCACCACCCCCAACCCACCGGAGCAGACCAAGGCGGCGCCGCGGCGACCUCACCUCCGGCCAAGGGAAAUGACUACCGUUCCGGGGUCUCUGGUCUGGGAGCUGGUGAAGAAGAACAACUGCUUCUUGAUCAAGCAGUUCGGCAACAGCAACGCCAAGGUGCAGUUCAGCAAGGAGCCCAACAACCUCUACAAUGUCCACUCCUACAAGUUCUCCGGCUUGGCGAACAGCAAGACCGUGGCGGUCCAGCCCUCUGCAGGAGAGGACAAGGCUGUCGUCCUGUCCACGACCAAGACCAAGAAGCAGAACACCCCUGCCAAGCUCCAGCACAAGACUCUGAUGCGCAAGGAGUUCCGCAAGAUGGCCAAGUCCGUCAAGAACCAGGUCUGCGACAACUACUACAGGCCUGAUCUGACCAAGCCGGCCCUUGCAAGGCUGAGCGCCGUGUACCGCAGCCUCCAGGUUUCCAAGUCUGGAAUCAAGAAGAAGAACAGGCAGCCAACUAAGCUGUAAACUCAUUGAGAUUGCCUUUCAGCGCACAUGUUACCAUGUCUGUUCCGACAGUUUUGAGUCAUAAGUGAGACCCUUGGAGGAACCAUGUUACAAACCCGCCCUAGUUUGUACCCUGACAGUGUUAGAAGGAUGGUUUGUGUCGAUCUAUAAUUAUUGUUUGAUUUGCACUGGUGAUCGCUGCUUGUUAAAAUUGGUGGUGCCUGCUGUUGGAUUUGCACAUGCUGCAUCUUCUAUUUA